Messenger RNA from Leptidea sinapis, 4577 nucleotides. Its product is annotated as leucine-rich repeat neuronal protein 3-like. The coding region runs from base 376 to 1731 and encodes 451 amino acids. The transcript has 2 exons. NCBI's taxonomy places the organism in Eukaryota, Metazoa, Arthropoda, Insecta, Lepidoptera, Pieridae. The record is from RefSeq and is a predicted model, not a curated record. Gene Ontology annotation, molecular function: protein binding.
AAUCCUUCACAAGGUUGGCAGCGAAGUCGAUGAGAUCAUCGCUUUAUACUUGACUUGCAAUUUAUACAUUACCUGUUCAAUACAGCUUACUUAUUAUAUUGUCAGUUUUGUGUUGUGUGCAUAGUAACGUUAAAAUAGCACAGCAGUUAAAUUAACGAUUAUGAACACUUUAUAAUCCGUUGUUUUUGUUUUAAUUGUUCUCAGUUCAUACGUGUUUUAUAUCGCGACAGACCUCUUUGUUCGUUAUCGAAGAAAAAUAGUGAAAUGACCAGUAAUCGCAGUGUCAGUGAUAACAGCUAUCAGCUCUUACUGAUAAAGGUAUUGCAAUUGCCAUCAUAAUUCACGCGGGCCUCGGCCGAUGACGACCGAUUUAAAAUGCGCUUUUUAACUAUCGCCGUUAUGGCGUAUGUUUAUAAAGUUCAUAGUUUGAAGUUGUGUGAAAACAAACAUUGCGAGUGCCGGCUUAGUGACAAUAAUGUGUUUGGCGAAAUUAUAGACUGUGCUUAUUUUCCGAUUGUUUUGGAAAACAACUAUACAAUACCGAACACUGUUUAUCAUUUAGAUUUGUCUAAUAACAAUAUAAGCAGUGUUAAAUCAUCUAAUUUAUUGGUAUCGCAAUCUCUCAACACUUUAAUAUUAAGUCGCAAUAGAAUUUCCAAAAUAUGGCCGGAAUCGCUGCAGUUACCAAAUUUAAAACGACUGGAUUUGAGUGAUAAUCAACUGCGGCAUAUAGACAAUGAGACAUUUAAAUAUAUGAAGAAUUUAGACAGUCUUAACUUAGCAAAAAAUCUAUUUAAAUCAUUCUCACAGUUAUCUUUUCAUCAUUUAAGUGGUCUUAGUGAAGUUAUUUUGGAUUACAAUGACUUAGGAGCUAGUUUGGAAGACAAGAACAUGUUUGAUAGAAGUGGUUACGGUCUGACAAGCAAAAUAAAGUAUUUAUCAAUAAGUGGCAUCAAUUUGAAUGUCGUCAAGGAUAAUUUCUUUGUAGACGCGUACGAUAUUCGCAAGCUGGUCAUCUCCCGUAAUAAUAUUACAGCUAUAUUCGAAUUGCCGUUUACGUUGGAGUAUUUAGAUUUGUCCGACAAUCCUAUCACAGAGAUAUUUGGUGAAGAUCUCUCAGACUUACCUGGAUUAAAACAACUUAAACUGAACAAUUUAUUGAUAAGCGAAGUGCCUGAUUUUGCAUUUGCAUCUCUCCGAAGUAUAGUUUCUUUGGAACUUGAGAGAAACAAGAAUUUGACGCAGUUCAGCGAAUUAGCUUUCGGCCAAGAUGUUCUAGAAGAUGCUGACGAUUUUUCUUUAGAGGUAUUGUCACUACGAGGAUCCAGACUCAGGACUUUAUCAGAGAAAUUUGAAAUUCCCUUUGGGCAGUUAAGAAGGCUGGAUCUACAGGGAAAUUUUUGGAAUUGCGAUUGUAAUCUCAAGUGGAUAAAGGAAUUACGAUUCGACCUAGAUUAUGAACACUUGCGAUGUUACACUCCAAAACCGCUUUACAACAGUAAGAUAGUCGAGCUCAAUGAGAGAUACUUCAGCUGUCCCGUGAACAAGCACCACGUGGGAGCUAUGAUUGGCGUGAUAUCGCUCUGUCUUCUCCUAACCGUCGUCGCCGUGUGGCUGUUUGUGUGUGUACCAAGGGCUCAUUCUCAAUCGCAAUAUUUAAAAAAUGUUUAUACACCGUCAGUGGGGUACACAAUGUUGCCAAUUAAUGCUUAUAUGGAAGACAGAACUUAGCAAAAUGUGUUUUAAUUUUUAUGCGUUGUGUAUGUAUGUGGUCAUGGUUAAAUUAUUUAUUUAUUAAUGUUUUAAGGUAAAUAUAUUGGUAAUGCAAUGAGGUGCACCUUAGGAUUCUUGAAAAUUCAAAAAUUUAUUGUACAAACGAACGUACAGGCACACAGUUUACCUGAAGUUAAUCAACAUACAUCUGUUACCUACCUCUUGAAGUGUCUGGACAAUGACAGACCGCGACUGGCCCACUUUGUGCAAUUAUGUUUUUAAAACAACCCAUUCCAUUUUUGUGAUGAAACAAAUAUGUGAAAUGGCGGAAAAUUAUCAAAGUUUCUAAUAAACGCGUUCCAAUUUUGAAAAUGAAAUAAGCUGUUACAAUAAUUAUGGCUAGACUGGUUAGACGCGCUAGAAUGUUUGCCGCCCGUGCUCUAUUUAUGACCACCAGUUUCUUGGAAGCCAAUUUGGCUAUCCUUCCAGGUGAACGUGGAAUCGGCAGUCGAUGGAGAUUUCGACCCUCAGUAACCUGGUACUGGCGACGCAUUAAGAAGCUGCGCGUCAUAAAUAGAGCACGGCAAUACUUCAAGCCGGCCACAUUCUAGCGCUCUACAAAGCGCAGGUCCGGCCACAUAUGAAGUAUUGCUGUCAUCUCUGGUCUGGCGCACCCCGGUAUCAGCUCGAAUCAUUUGACCGCGUGCAACGCAGAGCUGGGAAUCCAGUGCUCUGUCAACGGCUAGAUCACCAGGCGUUUCGCGUAUAUCUUCCUUACAGGCCGGCGACGCUCCUGUGAUUCCUCUGGUGUUGCAAGAGAAUGUGGGCGGCGGUAAUCCCCUAACAUCAGGAAACCUGUAUGGUCGUUUGUCUUCCUCUUACAUCAAAAAAUGUAUGUAUAUUGUAGAUAAUAUGUUGAAGAGGAUACGAUAUGUAAUUUUUUUAGGUUAAGACAUAUAUUUGAGUCUUCUGGGUGUUAACUUGAACAAGAUUAAUAAUUGUAAAGGAGAAGAUAAUUUUUUUUUUGCACUGGUGAUGAUGAUUAGAUUUUUUUUUUUUACUUUUGACAAUGGUGUUAUUAUUAUUAGUUAUUAAUAAAUGAUUAAUGAGAUUGAUUUGACCUGCAUGGCUGGUGUCGGUGUAUAUGGCAUCUUCUACUUUACAAUGCAUGUUGGAGACACCAGGUCGCUACUUCCCGCCUCCCUUCUGCGGGGGUGUGGUACUGAUCCGGAAGUCUGGCCUGUGUAAGAUAAUUGUCAUAGGGCGGCAGCGUGACUCCCGUAACGAAAAACCCUUAGUCGCCUAUUAGACUUCUGAUUUCGACCCGGUGAAGCAAAGGGCGAAAACUCGUCACCUUAAUAUCACAAUAUAGUAAACACAAAUAAAAUUCACAUCAUAUAAUUAUGUAUAAUAUAUAAAAUACAAAAAGUGUACAUUUUGUGCUAUACGUUUCGGAGACAAUUUGUGCUUCACUCAUAUGAGACUAGCUCUUCACAAACACGCGGUAAAAUUUAAUCUAAAAUCACUUAUAUAUACUAUCUCUACAAGCAGGCACAAGCGUUUACUGAAGGCUGAUAAUGAUUGAGCAAUUGACGAUACAUUACAACAGACAUUGUGAGAUGUAUCAAAUUUAUAACAUUUUUAUACGAGCGCACAAAAGCAAAUAUUUCUUAUUGAUUUAAUAAAUUGAUUAUGAAUAAUGAUUAUUAUUUAUUAAACAAAUUAUAAAAACACAUCAAUGUUUCACGUAUGACAAAGCGUCCAGUCCAGUUUAUAUUCGUGUGAAUAUAUAAAAACGUCUAAAGAACGCAAACAGAGAAACCUGAUACAUUUUUUCUAUGUUUUUUUUUAAAUACAAGACGAUUUUCUAAGUGAUAUUAAAUUAUUAGAUUUAUCUUAUUAUUUAUCUAGACUUCGGAAACAAAUUCUAAGUAUAAUGUUUUGUAGCAACAACCAAAAAAAGUUGAAUAAUUGUAAAAAUAGGCAACAACAUUAGUUCAAUCCAGAUUCCAGAAAGUAACAAACAAGAACUCUAUUAUAAGACUCCGCACACCGUCGGUCCGUAUGCCAGUGCAAAAAUGGCUAUAUUUAUACAGCUACAAAUGAGUAUAUUACUUAUAUUUCUGUUAUAAAUGCAUUUUUGUUUAUUCAUUCAUUGUUGAGGUUCUUUGUAAGAUACUGAUGCUAAAUCAAUUUAUCUACUAUUAAAGAUUAAAUCCUCUAUUAAAGAUUCAAAAACAGUUAGCUUAUUGCCAACAUUAAAACACCCAACCAUUGCAUCAUUCGAACGAGUGGUGUAAUGAAAUUCAGUACAAAAUUACAACACUCGUUUGAAUAGUGUAAUGGUUACUAGGACUGGCUUUUUAAUGUUAGCAGUAAGCUAACUUUUUCCGAAUCUUUUAUAGAGGAUUCAUAUUAUGGGUGUAGAUAAAGUCUCAUGUGAUACUAUUCUCACACCUCGGCUUCGCCUCGUAUGAUAAACCCACAUUCAUGUUUCAAUACCCCUUAUUAUACAACAGUUGCGUAAAAACUAUUAUCUACACCCAUGCUUUAAAUCCUCUAUUAACGAUUCUGAAACAGUUAGCUUACUGCCAACAUUAAAACACCCAAUGUUCUAAUAACCAUUACAUCACCCAAAAGAGUGUUGUAAUGUUGUACUGAAUUUCAUAACAAAACUCCUAUUUUUUUUCAUUCCCUUCAUGCUCAAAGGGUUUGACAUUCUUAUUGCUCGAUGCGUGGCAUCUGUAUGAAUUUCAAAAAAAGAACAUUUUGGUUUACGCGCGUUCCACACUACCAGAACGUCGCGCGCCGUAAAAAAAGUAGGUUAUUCGAAUCCUCGCCAUUUUUCUUCGAUAUUUUUAUUG